AUGAACGCGAAAAGAAAAGGUAGAUGGAGGAAAUUCCUAACAGAUGGUCAGAGCAUGCUUUUCUGCUGAGAUUUCCAUUGAGAUUAAUGCAAGUAUGACCGGACGACAUUAUUUCAUGAGCACCGUUUCUCUCCGUACUCGCAUUUGAUGACUAUUAUAACGGAAAUUCUAGUGAAUUAUCAAAAAAUCGAAAAUUUGGAUGCCAUAUGAUCACCCGACCGGAUGGGUUCAAACCUUAUAAUGGAAAAAGUUCCUUCUAGUAUCAUGCGAAAGAAUCUGAUGUUAUUGGUGAUGUCGUAAAUAUGUUGUGCAAUGAGUUCACUAAUGUGACGGUGGUUUUGUGUUCCUUUUUUUUUCUUUGGAAUUUAAAGGACCGAAGAGGAACAAGACACAAGAGAAGGGUGGGGCAACUGAGGUCGUAAGAAAGAAACAACGUGUAGAUGACAGGCCUAUGUCUGCUCGUCACCGAUCGCUGCCUGAUUCAGGUUCUUAUAAGUGCCGCACUUUUUAAAUAUAUAUUUUUUUAUUGCAUUCGUGAAGCGAUUUUUGGAACGUGCCACACUGGACUUACAGAUCCGAGUUGACCAUUCAGUCUGGCAACAUAAUUGGUUGAAGUUGCUCUUCUUCCUUAGAAUUUUAUUACUAUCACUGUGAAACUUUACAUUUGUUUUUCUCCAGCGUAGCACUAGUUUGAAAAAGGAAUUUUAAGUCCUCUUUGGACAUACUUCUUUGUUGUCUCUUUUCUUUUCUUUGACUUGACGGUGACCCAUGGUCAAACUACUUUAGAAAAUUUCUCUGAAGAGUCUUCGGGGGACACGACUUCUGAUGAAAAAACUUACAAGGAGCGUCCUGUCUUUGACGACCUGCUGAAAGCACUUUCUUCUGGUAGUCAAUCACGCUAUGAUGCAUACAAGCUGAGGUAACCACUGUGGUAGUAAUCUGAUGGAAAUAUUCAAAAUUUGGUGUUUUAACAACUUUCUGUUUUAAACCGGAGUACUUUUUUCUAGAUAACUCAGCUAUGUAAUUGGUUGCAUUCCACUAUAAAGUGAUUUUCUUUUUAUAUUCCUCAUAUAUGUGCCUUUCAAGUUUCUUUUGAAAAAGCUAAUUUCUUUCUUUUUUACAUUUUGCUCAAAAAUAGACAAAGAGAGCAAGAAGAGGCAAGUGGUACUGAGGAUGAAAAUUCCGGUUCUGAAUAUACUGGUAGUUCUGAAGAAGAGAAUGGCAGUGAAGAAGGUACUUCUCUCCAACAUAUUUGAAUUAACAAUACAUGGUCGUUCUUUCAUAUCUCAUUUGGUGCCUAUUACGAAUCCCAACAUCUGACACCAGAAAGGAAUCGAAUAUUUUCAGCUAUUACCAUUAUCCUUGUCCUGUAUUGGAUUCUCUUAUUGGUUCUUUUGAUUUUUGAAACAUAGGAUUUAGACGGAAGAGUACAUGGUUAGUAGAGAGUAUUGAUUAUUCUAAGAUGUCUGUACCAGACAAAUCAAAGUAACUUUGACGAUAGGACUGAUUUUGUGUCGAGAUGAUAAUCUUAGAAUAAAAUAUGCCGGACCAUGCCUUAUCAUUCAUAUUUGCAAGAAAUAAAUUCGAUAUAAUAUGAUUGUAAAAUUGCCUUUUUAAAUUUUGUUUCUGUCAUAAGUUUUUGCUUCUUUCUUUUUUGGGAGGAGCAAUUGAAAGAUAUAGAGAGUAUAAUGCUGGCAGUGAUAAUAAUUAGAAUGAUGUCAGGUGCUUAUUUCUGCCUUUUUCUUUUGGCCAAUCGCCAGGAAACCUCAGAUGGCAGAGCCAAUUUAUGCGGUAAAAUAUAAUAACUAUCUUCAAACUAUAUUCUCAGUUCUCAUGCAAUGUCUUUUUUUUAUCCUUCUAAAAAUAUGCUCACAAAAUAGGGGGAGUUGAUACUCCAGCAAGAAAUCUUUUUAUAGUCAGUUGGUAAAUUGGCGACAAUAACUAUGGGAAAUGUAUGCCAUUUCAUUUAUUUCGGAGAACUGCGCUCUUUUUCGCAAUGUUAUUUAAGUCUAACUGAGAAAAAAAGAAGUGAAAAUGCUGGUAAAAAUCUGGAAAUGGUAACAAUUACUGUGGGAACGCUAAGUGACAAUAAUCUGGGAAUGGUAACUAAAAUAUUAGAAGGCGCUGGUAAAAAUCCUGUGUAUACGUGGGACUACAUGGUUCUACCCUCUUCAGAAGGAGAAACGAAAAAAACAAAGUAUAGGCUUGAUAAUGAUACAUCUAUGCAGAUUGUUGGAGGGCCAUCAGAUGAUGGAACUUCUUAGGUGAGAUGAUUAUGGAAUAUAGUAUCCUGCAUCUUUUUCUUCUUUUCGUUUUACUCGUUAGUUCACCCUUUUUCAUUGCAUUGAAAUGUUAUUCAGUUGAUCACCUUUAUUCAAAAGAUUUCGUAAUCUACUGUUAUAUUAUCUUCUAGCUCGGAUCAUGUUACGGGCUCCUGAGUUUUUUGCUUCCUCUUGUUACUCGUUUUACUAGUUAUUAUCAUAUAUUAUUUUAUCCACUGACCGAAACAUCAGUUUAGCUGAGUCUUUUGACAUUAUUAUGGAAGUCAACGAACAAGGUUUUACCUUAAAUUUUUUCAGUACGAGUACUUUGAUACUCUUUCAUCUUUGUACGAAUAAUGCACGUCACAAACUCCAGUUGUGCAUACUCUGACAUCUACUUUAUAUUUUUCUUAAUCUUUUCUGAAUAUCUUCCAGAAUCAGACAAUGAGUCUGGCCAAGACUCUCGGUAUCCCCUCAAAAGAAAGCAUAAGUCUGUUGUGGAACAUGAAGGAGAUGAUGAAACUUUUAAUGAUAAAUUCUCUAAUAGUGACCACGAAGAGAGUGAGGAAAGUGAUGAUGGAGAUACUUCUGAUGAAUCAGAUGGUGAAAGGUCGGUCAACUUUACUUGAAUGGGUCGCUCAUCUUGCUUUCCAAAGGGAAAAUCAUAAUUAGUUUAGGAUCACAAGGUAUUGAGCUUAAUAAUUACAGGAGAUAAAUGUCGUUUAAUGUCCAUUCUUUUGUGGUCGCUUGUUGAAAGUAUUUUUUUGUAGCGAAUUAGAGUCCAUUCUUUUUUGUAGUAAAGCAGUGUGAGGUUUGGUUAGUCAUAACGAAUUUACAUCGGCAAGUAUCCUGUCUGCUAACUGGGAUUUAUAGUUCCAACAAACGAGGAAUUUAGGUUCAGUCUGAGGUGUCUAAAGAUAUUGCUCAAAGUAUCCUAAUGCAGGUCUUCGUCCCAACCUUUUCAAAAGUUAAAGAUGAUACGAUAAGACGAUUACGACUUAACUAACCGCCAUCUUAUGUGGGCUUCGUUGUUUCUUCCUUAUCUUAUGUCCUUUGUUAACUUUAUUCAGCACUUCCCAUGAUCAUUUUGGAGUCACACUGAAAAGCGAAGAGGUUGAUGAGUUGAUGAAGAAGUCGUGGAAGUUUAAGUGGGAGAUGCCUGUAAUUGAUUCGGCAUUGUCCAAGUGGGUUGGAACAGGAGAAUGUUUUUUGAAGGUACUUAAAUUACAAGUGGUUACAAUAUUCUUCAACAUUGACUAUGGAUUCUGAAGGCAGAUGUAAUGCAGUAGCAAAAAUAUUUCUUUCAUUCUUAUUUGCGAUGUUCUUGAAUUUUGGUUCUUUUCUUAGUAAGCUGAGUUUAGAAGGUUAAAUCUAGAUUUCAGUUACAUAUCUGAUGCCCAAUUUUGUUUUCAGGACGUGGAUAGUGAUAAGCGAUAUGGGCUUCUGCCAAAAUUGUACAAUCAUUGGUUAAAAGAAUAUAAAGCUUUUGGGGGCAACGAUUUUCAUUCAUCCAGGCAAAGACAAUUCUUCUCACUCUGUAAGUGUCCUAAUGGCACCAUCUUCUGUAUAUUCAUCCGUCUUCAAAUAUUUUUUACAUUCUCAUGAAAUGCCUGUGUAAUAUUCAUUUUUUUUUCUAUUGAAAGCUAUGGUAGUUAUUCCUAACUUCUUUGAAUGGUUGAAUGGUCUUUCUUUUUUUAAUUUGCCCUUUCUCACGUCUUCUGAAGACUGCUAUGGUGUUGUUUAAGGGAUGCGAUGUUUGGUCUGGAUGCUGGCAUAUUUUUGUGGCAUGCCUUCUUUUGUUUCUAAUGCUUUGGUAAGAACCUUGAUCCAGAAAAGAAUAUGAUUCUUUUCGAGGGAUACGGGAAAUAAGGAUUAGGAGAAGAAGGGUUCAGUCGUGGAGACCAAAUCGGCUCAAACACAACAAGCAGAGGAUCUCCAGAGACUUUGGGACCAAAUGGUCCUUUCUAACCCUCCUAUACAACUGAGUCCCCUUAUUUAUAACCCUCAGCCGUCUCCUUCCUACAUGGAUGCCUACUAAGUUCCAUGCGCAGUGGUUGAACCCAUAGAAACUGGAAGCUACUUCCUUCUUGAGUAUUUCUUGGCUGGAGGCUUAUCAUGCUUCAGCCUUAAUAUUUGGCUUACAUUAUUGAGAUGGACUUGUAAAGAGAUUUUUCUCUUCAUAUGUACAUCACUGGUGUGUUUUUGUGGUUCCUUUCUCUAUUAUCUCAACUUCUGUCCAUCAUACUUUUGUUGUACACAGCUUAGGUCUGACUCCAGGAUACAAACAAUUUUGAGCAAUUCUUUAAUCAUUUUUCUCUGUGAGAUUCUUUACCUCUUCUAUGUCAGUCUAGUAUAUCCAUCAAUGAGAGGAGUCAUGAUUGUUGCCCGUACGUUCCUCAUUGUUGAUAAUCUUGUGAUUUUGGCUGGUAAUUGGUGAUUUAUUCUGUCAUAAUUUAAUAUCUUUCUUGUGAAAUAUUUUAGGUAAUAGCUAUCGGGAUAUAAUGCAUUGUAGCAAAAAGCCCUUCUAUUUCAAAGGCACACAGGAGGAUUCUGAUAUCAUGGAUUCAUAUAUUAUGCAUGCUGUAAGUUCAGAUCUUUCUUCAUUGUUGUCCAUUCAUUAUCCUUGUUUCGGAUUGUUGUUUUAGGUAAAGUUUAUCAAGGUUUUUUCUGUUUAGUUGUUUCUUAUGAUUGAUAUACUUAAUGCUCUGUGUAAAUAAUUACGUGGAAUGUUUUCUCUGUAGAUAAAUCAUGUUUUCAGAACAAGAGAUCUUGUGAUUAAAAAUGAUGCAAAGCUGGCAAAGGAUCAAGAUACCGCAAAGGAAGAGCUACUUAAUGGCAACGAUUUUCGUGAUCAAGGGUUUACUCGGCCAAAGGUAAUUUUCAGAGGUUUUAUUUAAAAUCUAGCAUUAGUUUGAUAAGCUAAUGGAGGACCCUGAUAGUAAGAUUGUCACCUUCAUUUUCACAUGAGUUUCGGGUGUCUUGUAGCUGGGUUUAAUUAUCAAUUCAUUUGUGUACUGCUUUUUCCUCUUUCUAGCUUUCUCUUCUUUACAAGCAUAGAUUUUCAUACCUUAUUGUCUUACAUGGUGGAAAUUAGGGCUUGAAGAAUUGAAUCAGCCAAGCUGAUCUAAUGAUCUAUGUUGAAAGGGACGAGGUCAGAGUCUUGAAAGAUAUGAAAAAAUAGUAAAAGAGCUUUUAGUAAAUAUAAUAAUAGCACGUUUCUAAGUUUUCGACUGGGUUUUACUGCAAGAAGAUGUAUGAGAAGAGUGAGUGGUGUAAUUAGCUGCUAGAGGUAUGCGUCAUAAUUCUUCUCUGCCUGGACAUAGCCUUGGAGUAUACUAAUUCAUAGUGUAUCAUAUUUAUAAAUGUGCUAAUGGCGCUUUUUCUUCAGAUUUCUUCUGAUAGAGGUUUUUUCAUACCCUUAUUUCGAUAUUCUGUAUACCUACUCUCCCACAGGUGUUGUUCCUGUUGCCAUAUCGAAGCUUUGGAUUAAGGCUAGUGAGGAGACUUAUACAUCUCGCCCCUUUAUCUAAAAAGGUACUGUUUGUUGUAUUUUCAUUCUGAGUCACCUUCCCCAUUUCCAUUUCAAUUUGCAUUGAUGUCUUCGUAAUCACUAUUAUGAUUUCUUGAUUUUAAAGGCAUGUUUUAUAACUUGUCAUUUUCUUUUGCGUCUCUGUAGAUGUGGGCUUUAAAGAUAAAACACGCACGUUUCUGGGGUUUCUACUCAUCAGAUGUGGAAAGUAGUGUAGGAUUUUUGUCAGAUUAUGACAGAUGAAUUUAUCAUUUACUUUCAACUGAAUAUUUUGUUAGAUGUCUACUGUCCUUUAAUCCUAUGAUGCGUAUCAUCCUAUGAGAUUAUGCCAUAUGAAUUUGUCUUGAAUCAUAGUAUAAAUUGCGCUACAGUGAUAGUUAUAUUUUUGGUUAAGAUCCAGAUUGAUGUUGGCUGCUGUGAUAUAAAACUAAAUUUUUGGGAUAUUGAAGGGACAUUUUAACUAGUUAGUUUUGCCUUGAUUGGAUUACAAUGUUUUCUGUUUACUUUCUAGUUCACCAAAGGCAGGAAUUGAGAUUCAUGGUAGUUGAGGAUACUGAACUAACUACUCUCUCUUCUAGAUUGAUGGCUCUAGGCUGACCAAACUGGAUUAUUGCCUAACUAAUCUCUUCUAGGUUCAUGCCUCUAGGUUGCCCUAAUCAGAUUAGCGACCAGAUAAUCUAUUUCAGAUUCAUAAUUUCACACCAGUCAAACUCUAUUAUUGCCCAAGUAAUUUCUUUUAGAUUCAUAUCUCUAUGUCAGCCGACCUAGAUUUGCGCCAAACUUAUAUUUUUUAGAUUUUAUGACUCUAAGAAGACUUGAGUUUGUAAAGAACAAGUAUCAAAUCAUAAUCAUUGCUAUGGUUGGUUGUCCCCAUUACUUCUGUCACGAUAUUAUCAUCAGAAUAUUUCCUCAGUCGAUGAGCAUCUUUGCAAUGGUGCAGUCUUUGACUGCUUAUGACUAUGUUUGUAUUUCAGGGAAAUGUGGAACAUCUCAGUCGAUUUUAUGAUGAGUUUGGAACUGAUGACGGCAAAGAUGAAGAUGUUGAUGACAUGGUCCUGGCUGAUGGUCAUGGAGCUGAAGAUUCAAAAUCUAGACAAUCUGCAAAGCCUGAAGAUCACCAAGUUCUUUUUGGUGGGAACAACGAUGACUGCUUUAUGAUGGGCAUCAAGUUCACUAGGUAGUUGCUCUCUUUUUCUAUGUUAUUUCAUGUACGAGUGAUCAUUACUUUUUUUUAGUUAUUUUAUUUCAUACUCUAGUCAAUAUUUCAAUUUAUUGGAGCAAUGUUGCCUGUUCAUUUUUUCUUUUUAUAUCUAAUGACCUUUUAGAUUCCAGUGGUGUAAGAACAUCUCAAUUUCUAUGCUUGCCAAAAGUGUAGUUGUUUUGCAUGAAUCUGUGACAUGUAGUGCUCUUAUAUGUAUUCCUAUGCAUGGCAAAUGCCGGAGUAUUUUAUUCUCCUAUGCAUGGCAAAUUCCACGCUGAUUUUGAUAAAUUGUAUUACAAGUGAAAGAAAGAAAAGAAAAUAACGUUGUUUUUUGCAUAAAAACUCAUCAUAAUAAUAGUUAUCUAAUGAUGUAGAGAUGCAAGUAAAUGAGUAGGUGCCCAUAUCGACUGAGAACCAGAAUUUUUUCUUCGAAUUGAGUGGGUGAUCCUAUGGACUAAACAUGUGGUAUUUUCCAACCUCAGCUUUCUCUUAACUUUGUGGUAUCAAUCACACAUUACAACAAGGUUUGUAGUUAGGUUUUUUUCACCUUAAAGUUGUGGAAUUCAUUUGAUGCAUUCAGAAUCAAGCUUUUAGGAGUCAUUCCUUUUCAUUUGGGACUGUUGUAAUGGCCUCCUAGUUUAGAUGUCUUGGGUCUUGUAGAAUGUAUGAGUUCAGCCGUCUCAUUUUACAUGUGUAGGAUACUUUGCCAAAGUCACCCUCUCUCUCACUAGGAGCUCAGACUUACCUUGAAGUUUGAUGGUUAAAGGAAGACCUCUUCCUGUUUUGUUAUGACUGAUAAACAGUGAUCGAGUAGUAAAAAUUGCUCAGGGAACAGGUUCCUGACUCUUGCUUAAAUUUUUUUUCUUUUGUAGGAGAAGUAUUAAGUUGUAUGGUGAUUUCUACUCAAGUGACAUGAUUGUUGCAUCUCCCCUAGGAUUGAGUAAGGUAAGUUAUUCUGUUGAAAUCAGCAUCAAGGUUAUUGUUUUCUAGUAUAAUUAAUUGAGAAUGCUAAAUUCAGCUUUUUUUCACAUAUGUCAUUUUCCUCAAUUUGAUUAUUUUUUUUUGAAAGGAAAGUUAUCACAAAUCUUUUAUUCAAUGAGUUUGAUUAUCUUAUUUCCAUCUUAGUGUAUGCAAUACAGUGCAAAUUCUCCUCUUUCAUACGGACGUACUGCACAUUUUUCUAUUCGAUAACUUGCCUAGCAGCUCUGAUAGGCACUUAAUCCCCUGAUAUCAAGCCAAGAAAAUGCGCUUCAGUUCUUUCCUGGGAAGAAAGGAGUUAAUGACCUUUGGUUGAUGGUCUUAUUGUAGAAACGUGACUACAAUUGUCAAUGGGGUUGAUAUAUUUUGUCUUUGUCCUUGAUGGGACUAUUGAGGAAUGCCUAAUUUAUCUUUUCCUGACCGAUUCUGAAAAGUUUGCUCACUUUAUUCAUUGUUUCAAUUUAGUAACAAUAGAAUUGUGCUGCAGUUAGAGGAAAAAGGUGGUAUGUUCUUAAUUUUUUUUAUCAAUCUUUCUACAUUUGUAAUUCACGAGUUGUGACAAAAAUAUUUUAAGUGUAGAAUUAAUGUUUCUGCUAAGGAUCAUAGUUGGUAGGAUAUACUGAUUCUUAUUGGAAUCAGUUCAUGGAGAUUCGAAUUGUCCUGUUCGAUUUACUUGGUGGAAAAAUAUGAUAAGAUUGUAUAAAGCCCUUAUAGCUCUUAUAGGAAUGUUUAUGAGUCAUUUAGUAUAAAACUGAUAUCAAUAUGCAUUGAUAUUUAUAAUUUUUAUUUUAAACGAACAUGAGAUAUAGUUUUUAAGCUCAAAUAAUGUCGUUAAUUAUAGAUUCCAGCUGUGAGGAUCCAGGAACUACACAUCUACCAUGUAUUUCAUGAGCAUAAAGCUUUGGCUUUGCUAUUUUUGCUGGAAAUCUUUGUAUUUGAUGGAGUUAUUAUGACUAUAACGUUAAAAGGAUACUUUUUAAUUAUCUAUCUUUUAUAUGUUUGUCGCUAUUUAUUAUCCAGAGCUGUCAUUCCAUACUCUAAUUAAUUUAUCAAUUUUUUCAGAAAAUUGCAGAGACUACAAUAGACAAGGAGAAGGAUGUCGAUUAUUUAUCUUCAAUCGAGGUUCAGAGCGCUCUCAAUGCUUGUUUGAGUUCAGUAGAUUAUUUUGCUCUCUAUUCUUUCAAUAUAUAUAGUUGUGCCGCUCGCCCAGAAAAAACAAAUCCAUUCAUGAAGAUGGUCAUGGGUUUAUUUGUUUUCACAUACAGGUGUUGAUAAUUGAUCAUGCUGAUGUGAUUGCAAUGCAGGUCUGUCACUAUUGGUGAUUAUACCCUUCUUUUUCUUAUUAUUUUCUUGUUAACAUUCCUCCACUGUUCAUCAUAACGUGCAGAAUUGGUCCCAUUUAACUACUGUUAUUGAGCAACUGAACCAUUUACCAUCGAAGCAACACAGAACAGACUUUAUGCGUGUGAGACAGUGGUAAGUCCUUGGUAACAGAAUUAUUCAAUAGAAUAUUAUUUCAUGAGAUGUUUUUCUGCUUACGUCAAAGGUGCACGAUAUCCAGAAUAGUAUUAGAAGUAUUUUUUAUACCUCCUUUCGGCAAAUGGCACGUCAUUUUUGUUCCUACUAUUAGGCCGUUAGGCGCUCAGUUUUGAUGCGUGAAUGAUCUAGAGAUAUCUGUUUUGUCAUGAUUAGGUAUCUAGAAGGGCAAUCACGCUUUUACCGGCAAACUAUAUUACUGAGUGAUUUCCUUAACCCAGGUAUGUUUCUUUGAUUUGUUUGUUGAAUGUAUAUCAGACUGUUGGCUUUUAUUCAUUGUUUUGUUCCUGAUUGUUGUGGUUGCUGUCUUUUGGCUUCUCAAACUAUUAUGCAGUUGGGAAUGGUAGAAAACUCGCUAGGGUUUUCGAAUCUUGGCCUUUUUCCAGAAAUCUUUAUCCAUACAUCUUCUGAAAGCAUGAUAUUUAUUUGUGUUGCUGGACUUGGAUAUCCUUAAAUCCAUGGUAGUGAACAUGCCUUCAAUGUGCAUGUAAACUGAUAUUUAUUUAUGGUCUCUUUUCACAGAUAUGAAUUCACUGUUUAAUCAUCAUUGUUUUAACCAUGAGGGAAAGGUAUGCCAUUCAAUUUAGAUAAUUCUCCUUUUUGUACAGAUUCAUUGAUUCUGCAUUUUCUUAGGUCAAGAUGAUGUAUCAUCACAAGGGGGUUCUUCCAAAAAUAUUGCUCCCGGUGAAACAGGUGAAUAAAGCUUGCUGUUUUCUUUGCUUCAAACUGGCAGCAGAACAAAACUCUAGAAACCUGAAGUUUAUAUGUUUAUGACAAUUUGACACUAGAAAUUGUCAGCCAUCUGUUUUUUCAAGGCCAAAAAUAAGAAUUUGCAGUGAAAUUGUUAAUACGAAUAGCAAAGGUGUAUAUUCACGUUCCUCGUUCAAUAGAUACGCAUCGUCAUUCACCAGUUUUAAAGCCUUUCAUACAAACAGUAUUUUGAUUGUUCUUGAAAAUCUUUUUUUUUUUUUUUUGUAAUUACCAUCUCAAGUUCCUUGUCUACAGAUUGUCUUCCGUUUCACCAUUUCAUUUUAUCAUAAGUUACGUUAUUUUUUGUUGACUACCGCUGACAUUGUUUAUGCGACCAUGUAUGGAUUAACUUGUAGGUUUAUGAACGCUUCAAUGCGAGUUCCAUUGACGUCAUUGAUGAUGCGCGUUUUGAUUAUUUUGUUAAGAAGGUCCGUAGAAACAUCUCCCUCUCACAGUUACUGUACUCACAGGAAUGUGUUGUGGGCUUUCUAAACAUGGGAUGCAUACUUUAAACUCUUUAACUAAUACCCUUUGGGAUAACCCAUCAAAUUAAGGAUCAAUUGAUUUCAAUGCUGUUGCAUCAUCGCCCUUGUUAAGAACGAAUUCUUUAACAUAUUAAUCAUAAUAAUAUUCUAUUUGACUGUCAGUCCUGGGCACGCAUUGAAUCCUUACUAUAACGGUUUUCCCUUGUGCAGGUGUACCCAAAGAUAAAGGAUUCAAUUCAGGUAUUGUUCUAAAACAGCACGUCUAAUAUGUUACACCUGAAAUGUCAAUGAAGCUCGCAUCUCUCUCUCUCUCCCCCCCUUCAAUCCAGCUGUUGUUCUAAAGGUUUUUGUACAGGCUGCGCAUCUUCAUGUCUUAGAAACUUGAUGUUAUAUGUGUUUCUAAUAGUGGAGACUUUAUUCUUUCUGCAGGGUGGGAUAAUGCUGUUCAUUAGUUCUUAUCUGGAUUUUGUGAGGGUUCGGAACUUUUUGAAAUCACAGGAUGCUUCAUUCUGUUUGCUCGGGGAGUAAGUCGGCCAUCUGAGAGUUUAUAUCAGUAUUUUAGUUUUAAUCACAGAACAGUUUCAGCAUCAUGGAUGGAUAGAAGAUGACCUCUGGACUCAACUUUCCUCUGUCCUGUUUCUAUUCUCUCUCUCUCUAGAUAUACAAAACAAAGCGAUAUAUCCCGCGCAAGAGUUUGGUUCUUCCAAGGAACUCGGAAAAUUAUGCUGUACACAGAAAGGGCUCAUUUCUAUCAUAGAUACAAGGUCUGCUGGACUUUUUUCUCUUCAGUUCCAUAGUGUUAUGUAUGCUCUUACAUGCAUAGUCAGUGCCUGUGUCCCCCCGUGUUCUAGAGUAAGAUAAAAUCUAGUACUUGGUUAGUUUUCGGGUGAGAAUGAGAUAAACAUGCACAGAUUUUCUAGUGUUUUUUGGCUUCAAGGAAGGCGCUCUUUGCAGCCCCUCCCUCCAUUCAGAACCAGGACCAGUUGGUUGUGGGUUUUGCUCUGGUUUUGUUAGGCUUGUUGGUAUAUAAGACUCAUCUUCUUCGACUGCAGAUUCGCGGGAUCCAGAAUUUGUGCGUCUAUUCUCUUCCCGAGAGGAAAGACUUCUACCCAGAAGUAGGCCCUCUCUCUCUCUCUCUCUCUCUCUCUCUCUCUCUCUCUCUCUCUCUGCCUUGCGGGUUUCAUCUUGUUUCAUGUUGAUGAGGGUUUCUGCUCUCGCAGCUGCUGAACAUGCUCGGCGAGGCCAAAAACGCGAUGUGCAAUGUGCUCUUCUCCCGCUUCGAUCUUCUGCGGGUAAGCUGCUUGGCUGCUGCUGCUGCUGCCCCUGUUCUUGUUGGAUCACCUCCCAUCAGUUUCUGUUCUUGUUGCAUUCUAUCUCUAUCAGAUCAAGAAAAAAAGAAGAAGCUAAUGCCCCACCGUUCCCCAUAUUAUUGACCAUGUUAAAACAAAAAAAAAUAAAAAUAAAAAAUAAAAAGAGAAAAGGAGAGUUGACUCACUCCACCCCCUUGUCUCCAGCUCGAGAGGAUCGUAGGGACGGCGGCUGGGAAGAGGAUGGUAUCGUCCGACAAGUCUAUGUUCGUGUUCUCAUGA
This is a messenger RNA of Spirodela intermedia, 12329 nucleotides long. The record is from the annotation of a GenBank genome assembly. Lineage: Eukaryota; Viridiplantae; Streptophyta; Magnoliopsida; Alismatales; Araceae.